Molecule: messenger RNA, 2036 nt
Organism: Eucalyptus grandis
Lineage: Eukaryota; Viridiplantae; Streptophyta; Magnoliopsida; Myrtales; Myrtaceae
Product: protein DJ-1 homolog C
Exons: 9
Coding region: 22-1530 (502 amino acids)
Biological process (GO): guanine deglycation, glyoxal removal; protein deglycation, glyoxal removal
Cellular component (GO): nucleus; cytosol
Molecular function (GO): protein deglycase activity
Source: RefSeq, a predicted model, not a curated record
AAAACUUCAGAAUCAGUUUGGAUGAGAUACUUCCCUCUCCAAAGCGGCGGCGGAUUCUCCUUCCGACAGAGCUCGAGCUCGAGCUCGACAGCAAUGGCGUCCCUGCCGUCCCUCCUCUCGCCGGCUCCAUCAUCUCUCAAAUUCCUGCUCCUUCGCCGGCCCUCCUCACUCCCGUCGCCCGCGACUUCGCUCUCUCCUCCGGCGCUCGCGUCCGCCGCGCCCCCGCAGAGAAAGGCUUCCGCGCAGGCGUCCGCGAAACGCUCUUCAAGGCCCUCCGGGACGACGCCGCCUCCUCCUCCUCCGCCACCUCCGACCGUGACCGUCUCGACCCCGGACGCCGCCGGAGCUCCUCCCGUCGCGACCAAGAAGGUCCUGAUACCGAUUGGAUUUGGCACAGAGGAAAUGGAAGCUGUGGUGCUUAUUGAUGUGCUUCGCCGAGCUGGCGCAAGUGUGACAGUAGCUUCUGUGGAGCCACAGCUCCAGAUUGAAGCCUCUGGUGGUGUUAAACUCGUUGCUGAUGUCCCAAUUUCGGAAUGCUGUGAUGAAGUUUAUGAUCUGGUGGCUUUGCCGGGAGGAAUGCCUGGUUCAGUGCGGCUCAGGGAUUGCGAAACCCUUCGAAAUAUCAUGAGCAAACAGGCUGAGCGAAAGAGGUUAUAUGGAGCUAUAUGUGCUGCUCCUGCAGUCACACUUCUCCCCUGGGGCCUUUUGAAAAGAAAACAGACUACUUGUCACCCUGCAUUCUUCGACAAGCUCCCCACUUUCUGGGCUGUUAAAUCAAGUAUUCAAGUUUCAGGAGAACUUACAACUAGCCGUGGUCCUGGAACUUCAUUCCUUUUUGCUCUGUCCUUAGUGGAGCAGCUCUUUGGUGAGUCUGUCGCUGCAGAAAUUGGAGAAUCCUUGCUGAUGCACGAUGCUGAUGAUAAUUCCAAAAACAAAGAGUUCAACAAAGCUGAGUGGGUCGUGGACCAUACUCCUCGUGUGCUAAUUCCAAUUGCAAAUGGUUGUGAGGACAUUGAAGUGGUAACUAUAGUGGACAUUCUACGGCGAGCCAAAGUAGAUGUGGUGGUUGCUUCAGUUGAAAGGCAUUUGCAGAUUUUGGGGUCACAAGGCACAAAAAUUGUUGCUGACAAGUUAAUUGGCGAAGCUGCAGAAACAAGCUAUGACUUGAUCAUUCUUCCAGGAGGAACUGCUGGUGCUGACCGUUUACAUAAGUCCAGAAUUUUGAAAAAGCUGCUGAAGGAGCAAAAUUUGGCUGGAAGAGUAUAUGGAGCAAUCUGCUCUUCGCCUGCAAUCUUACACAGACAGGGUUUACUGAAGGAUAAGAAAGUCACUGCACAUCCAUCUGUUGCCAACCACCUCGCGUGUGAAGGAAUAGAUGGUGCUAAAGUGGUCAUUGAUGGGAAGGUGAUCACGAGCAGGGGACUUGCAUCUGUCACGGAUUUUGCAUUGGCUAUCAUAAACAAACUUUUCGGCCACGGAAGGGCAAGAAGUGUUGCAGAAGGCCUUGUUUUUGAGUACCCCAGAAGUUAGGAAGGUCCAUGGGCUUAGUACGCAAAAGUCAACAGUUUUUGCUGGCUCAUUAUCCCUCUACUAAGAGAACUAUGUUUUUGCAUGGACAAGGCUUUAAUGUGGGAUUUUAGGGUUCUUCAGCUGGAUGUAGAGGGCUUCGUUGCAGAAUUAUGUGAAAGCUGCUCAUUUGAGAGAAUACUAUGCACUUCGUGCAGGUGCUGAUUGGCAGAUUCUGCCGUCGCCUAAUGCAGAUGGAUUGUGGAUGAACUGAUCCAAUGCUGUUUUCAGGAUGGACUGAUUUGGAGGAAAAACAAAGCGGGGAGAUGUGUGUGUACUGCGGAGCUGCUCUUACUUGUGUGUCCUAUUUUCGGCUGCAAGGGCUACGCAUCUAAUCGGAGAUAGAAGUUGGGAAUGUCCUUUCCUCGUUUCUUUCAGCAAUUUUUUUCUUUUCGUUUUUUAUUUUGUCUUCUUGUUUUAGUCAGUAAUCUGAUGAUACGGUUCUCUGAUUAGUGCUUCUUGUACAUACC